Messenger RNA from Vairimorpha ceranae, 453 nucleotides. Its product is annotated as peptidyl-trna hydrolase. The coding region runs from base 1 to 453 and encodes 150 amino acids. The record is from RefSeq and is a predicted model, not a curated record. Gene Ontology annotation, molecular function: peptidyl-tRNA hydrolase activity. The transcript has a single exon. Lineage: Eukaryota; Fungi; Microsporidia; Nosematidae. Gene Ontology annotation, cellular component: cytosol; mitochondrion.
AUGAACUACGAAACAAAUAUAAUAUUUUUAUUAGGAAUUUCUUUUGCUUCACUUUUACUAUUAAAUUUACUAGUAAAACGUAAUAGAUUAAAAAAGCUUGACUCCGAUAUUAUAAUUAAUCUUAUUAUCAAUAAAACUCUAAAUAUGUCAAAAGGUAAAAUUAUUUCACAAAUAGCUCAUGCUAUUAGUCAUGUACUAGCACAUAUGGUAAGCAAUAAAGAGAUAUAUAAAAAUUGGAAGAAAAGUGGUAAAAGGAUAAAUAUUUAUGAAGGAGAUUUCGGUGAUAUUGAAGAGCUAUCAAAUAAGGCACAUAUUUUUGGAAUAAAAUAUUCUAAAAUUCACGAUGCUGGACGUACACAAAUACCUUCUGGAAGUAAUACAGUACUAAUAAUUGGACCUACAAGCGCUAAAAUAUGUCAUGAGUGGUUUAAUUAUUUAAAGUUAAUAACAUAA